Molecule: messenger RNA, 567 nt
Organism: Selaginella moellendorffii
Lineage: Eukaryota; Viridiplantae; Streptophyta; Lycopodiopsida; Selaginellales; Selaginellaceae
Exons: 6
Coding region: 55-540 (161 amino acids)
Source: RefSeq, a predicted model, not a curated record
UUGCGUUGCAGACCAGCUGAUCACUUGUGGCGCUACCAUUCGAUUGACCAGAUCAUGGGUGUGGUGAUUGCGCAGGUUUGCAUUGUGAUGCUGGCGGCCUCGGUGCUUGGAUUCAUAUCCUACUGUAAGAAGCGACCCUCGUCCAGCACCAUGGAAGAUUACUUUUUGAUUGCUCCGGAGCUCCAGAAGCUUGAGAUAGAAAAGGCAUCUAAAAGGUUUGGUGCGGGGUUUAUCAUGAAUAGUAGCCGGAUUCGAAGCUUUUCGGCUGGAUUGAAGGAUGAUUCUAAAAAGCCGGAAAGAUAUUUCUUGCUUCGUCAACGAUUCAUGGAUGUGUUUUUCCUGGACUCCAACGGAUUGGUUGCCGGGGAGACUUUCGAUCAGCUCAACUGGCUAGAACACGUCCUUGCAAGUAGCUCGGCUAGCUGGCGUGUGAUUGUUGGUCAUCACGAUUUGGAGGAAAACAGCAAUGCGUCGUUGAAAAACAUGCUUCUUCCGCUUUUUCUGCGGCAUGAUGUGGUAAGCAGUGUAGUCGACGAAUAAUUCAGAGGAAGGUAUCAUUUUGGAAGA